GGCUACAGGAACUGAAUAAGGGAGUCAUAUUUCAUUGGUGGCCUUUCAUGAGCAAGUCUGUCUUUGUUUCUGAAAACUGCAAUCCGUGGUACUGGAGACAGAUUCGGAACAAUGACAUCAGAGGUACCAGAAAGCUUUGCAGAUGUUGCUGUCGAGUUUUCAGGAGAGGAGUGGAAGAUGCUGAACAGACGGGAGAGAGAACUACACAGGGAGGUGAUGGUGCAGAACUAUGAGAACAUGGUGUCAGUAGGGUAUGACAUCCCAGUGGAACACCUAUGGUCACUAAUUAGGAGAGGAAGAGAAAAACGAGGGAUGGUGCAGCAAAAGGAGCUUCCUGAUGGUGAAGUCUGCAAUAUGAUAUCGCUCUUAAGAAAUAUACCAUUGAAGACUGGAAGCAGACGUGGUAAUUAUGUGGAAGAUGACAAAGGGUUUAUAGAAAAAUCUGAAGCAGGCAUACAUCUGAAUAUUCACAGAGAGGAGGAGGAGUCUUUUAAAUGGCUUAAUCACAGCAACACAUCUGCUUUUUAUAGUAGCCUCUUACCUGAUCAUUUCAUUCGCAGUCGAAAAGCAAAGGACACACUGAUCACACGCGAUCAAAUGUAUACCACAGGGGAGUUGCAUAAAUGUGAGAUAUGUGGCAAGAAAUUUUCAAGUAAAAGUGGUUUAACAAUUCAUCAGGUAAUCCACACUAGACAAAAAACAGGAAGACCCACAUGUGAUACAAAGUUUACAGAAAAAGGCAAUGUCGUAAAACAUCAGACGGUUAACAGUAGACAGAAACUCUAUAAAUGUUCCACAUGUAACACAGGAUUUAUGGUUAAAAAAAGUAUGGCAUUGCAUCAGACUAUCUGCAGUGUACAAAACUCCUAUAAAUGCUCCAUGUGUGAUGAGAGUUUUGCAGAUAAGAGACAUUUGUCAAAGCAUCAGAUUUUUCACACUUUACAGAAACCCUAUAGGUGUGCCAAACGUAACAGCAGUGCUGCACUUAAACCUGGUUUGGAGGCAAAGCAGAUUGUCCGUACAGGACAGAAGUCAUUUGCAUGUGCCAUUUGUGGCAAGAGUUUUACACUCAAGAGUAGUAUGGUGAAACAUCAGUUAAUGCAUGCUGGGCACAAACCAUAUACAUGUACCAUGUGCGGGAAAGAGUUUACACAGAAGGGCAGCAUGUUAAAACAUGAGUGUUUUCAUGCAGAUCAGAAAUCCUACACAUGCAUGACAUGUGACAAGAGCUUCAGAUGGAAACACAAUAUGGUAAGACAUGAGAGGAUCCAUAAACAGAAACCAUAUAAAUUCACAACUUUCAAUAAGAGUUUUACAGAUAAGAGGUAUCUGGCAUCACAUCAGAAUAUUCGCAUUGGACAGGAAACGUACCAGUGUUCUUCAUGUGACAAGUAUUUUACAACUAAAAAAACUCUGGCAGCACAUGAAGCUCUCCACAGUAAACUGAAAUCUUACUCAUGUGAGUCCUGUGACAAGGGAUUUUCAGAUAGGAAAAGUUUGAGUGUCCAUCAGGCUAUCCACAUUGGGCAGAAACGCUUGGAAUGCACAUCGAGUGACAAGAGUUUCAGGCAGAAUAGUAAAAUGGUAAGGUCUCAGACUCUCCAUACUGGGCAACAACACUAUGAGUGUGUAAUAUGUGACAAGAGUUUUACAACAAAGAAAAGUCUGACACUGCAUCAAUCUGUUCACAUUGGACAAAACCGCUUUAAACAUACCGUAUGUGACAAGAGUAGCAAACAGAAAACUAAAAUCAUAAGGCAUCCGAGUAUCCGCAGUAGACAGAAACCAUAUAGGUGUACUGCUUGCAAAAAGAGUUUUACUGAUAGGAGAAAUCUAGCAGCACACCAUAUUAUCCAUAUUUUGAAGAAACCCUAUAAGUGUGUUACGUGUGACAAGGAUUUUACAACUAAGAGUGGUCUGACAUUACAUGAGGCUGUCCACAGCAGACAGAAACAUUAUAAAUGUGCCACACAUGACAGCGGUUUUUCAGGUGAUAAAAGUCCGAUGGUUCACAAUGGCCAAAAGCACUUUAGACACACCACAAGGCAUCAAAGUACCUACACUGGAGAGAAACAAUGUAAAUGUGCCACAUGUGGCAAGGAUUUUUCAGAUAAGAAAAGGCUGACAGCACAUCAGGAUAUCCACAAAAAACAGAAACACUUUCAACACACAAAGUGUGACAAGAGUUUUAAGCAGACAAGUGAAGUGGUAAGGCAUCAGAGUAACAACACUGGCCAGGAACAAUGUAAAUGUGUCACAUGCAACAAGAGUUUUACAGAUAGGAGACAGCUAGCAGAACAUGAGAGUAUCCACAAGAAUCAGAAACUCAAUUACUGUGCCACAUGUGGCAAGGGAUUUUCAGGUAAGAGAAAUCUGAUAGUGCAUCAGUCUGUCCACAAUAAACAAAAACAUUUUAAGCACACUAUAAGGCAUAGAAAUAUCUCAGCUGGGCAGAAACCAUAUAACUGUGCCACAUGUGGCAAACAUUUUUCAAGCAAGAAACGUCUAAUAACACAUCAGGCUGUCCAUACUGGGCAAAAAUGCUUUAAGCGCACCAUGCAUGGCAAGGGUUGCAAACAGAAAAGCAAAGUGGUAAGGCAUCAGUAUGUCCACACUGGCCAGAAGUCAUAUAAAUUCAGUACAAGUAACAAGAGUUCUACAGAUGAAAGAGACCGCAUAGCAGAAGAGGGUAUCCACACUGAACAGAAACCGUUUCAGUGUGGCACCUGUGGCAAAGUAUUUAAGGCUAAGUGUAGUCUCAAACUGCAUGAAGUUAUUCACACCGGACAGAAACCAUACAAAUGUGUCACAUGUGACAAGGAUUUUACAACUAAGAGUCGCCUGGUAGUACACCAGGCUGUCCACACUGGAAACAAACCCUAUCAGUGUAGCACAUGUGAUAAGAGCUUUGCAGUUAAGAAAAGUCUGCUUGUGCAUCAAGUUAUACACACCGGGCAGAAACCAUAUAAAUGUACCACGUGUGGCAAGGGUUUUACUUGGAAGUGGCCGUUGGUAAUACAUCAGUACAUUCAUACAGGGGAGAAACCUUUUAAGUGCACCACGUGUGAUAAGAGCUUUACACAAAAGUAUAAACUGAUAAAACAUCAGAGUAUCCACAUUGAGCAAAAACCAUACAUAUGUAUCACAUGCAACAGGGGUUUUAUGGACGAGAAAAAGUUGGCGGCUCAUGAAAGCAUCCACACUGGGCAGAAACCAUAUCACUGUACCACGUGUAACAAAGGUUUUACAGCUAAGAAAAGUCUAGCAGCACAUCAAGCAGUUCACAGUGGACAGAAACCAUAUAAAUGUACCAUAUGUGACAAGGGUUUUACGUGGAAGGGAGCCAUGUUAAUACACCAGUAUGUCCAUACCGGGGAGAAACCCUUUAAGUGCACAGUGUGUGACAAGAGCUUCACACAGAAAUAUAAAUUGGUAAGACAUCAGAAUAUCCACAGUGGUCAGAAACCAUAUAAAUGCACGACAUGUGGCAAAAGUUUUAGAGAUAGGAGAAACCUGGCUGCACAUGAGAGUAUCCACACUGGACAGAAGCCAUAUCUGUGUACCACGUGUGACAAGGGUUUUACAGCUAAGAGUAGUCUUAGAGUGCAUGAAACUAUCCACACCGGACAGAAGCCAUAUAAAUGUGCCACUUGUGACAAGGGUUUCACGCAGAAGGGGGACAUGUUAAAGCAUCAGUUUGUUCACACUGGAGAAAAACCAUAUAAAUGUGUCACAUGUGACAAGAGUUUUACACAAAAAAGUAGUAUGGAGGAGCAUUUGUCACUGCAUACUGGGAAGAAACCGUAUACCUGUGACACAUGUGGCAAAGGUUUUACACGGAAGGGGAGCAUGUUAAACCAUAUGCAUAUCCAUACAGGGCAGAAGUCCUAUAAGUGCACUGUUUGUGACAAGAGAUUCAUACAGAAAAGUAAUAUGGUAAGGCAUAUGGUUGUUCACACCGGGCAGAAACCAUUUAAAUGUACUACAUGCAACAGAAGCUUUAGAGAUAAGAGAGAUCUGGAAUCGCAUGAGAGUAUUCACACGGGACAAAAGCCCCAUCUUUGUACAACAUGUAAUAAGGGUUUUACUACUAAGAGUAGUUUGAGAGUACACCAGGCUAUACACACUGGACUGAAACCGUACCAGUGUACCAUGUGUGACAGGUGGUUUAGACGGAAAGAUGAAAUGUUAAAGCAUCAAUUUGUUCACACUGGACAAAAGCCAUAUAAAUGUGAGUCAUGUGACAAGAGCUUUACACAGAAGAGCAAUAUGGAAAAACACCAGUUGUUGCAUACUGGGCAAAAACCCUAUACAUGUACAACAUGUGGCAAGGGUUUUACACGGAAGGGCACCAUGUUAAAACAUCAGUAUAUUCAUGCAGGGCUGAGGCCCUAUGUCCAGAGUUUAGAGAGAUCCUAUCUCUGUACCUCAUGUAACAAGGGAUUUACAAGUAAGAAGAAUUUGAGAGCACAUCAAGUUGUCCACACUCGACCAAAACAAUAUAAGUGCCCCACAUGUGACAAAGGUUUUACAUGGAAGGGAGGCUUGUUAUUGCAUCAGCAUGUCCAUACAGGACAGAAACCAUAUUCAUGUCCCAUGUGUGACAAGAGUUUCACGCAGAAAAGUAAUAUGCUACGACAUCAGAGUAUCCAUACGGGCCAGAAGCCGUAUAAGUGUGCAACAUGCAACAAAGGUUUUACAGAUAAAAGAGAUCUGGCGGCACAUGAAAGUACCCACACAGUGCACCAGUCUGUUCCCACUGGACAGAAGCCUUAUAAAUGUGCCUCAUGUGGCAAGGGUUUUACAUGGAAGGGAGCCAUGUUAAUGCAUCAGUGUGUCCGUAGAGGGCAAAAUCCCUAUACAUGUGUCAUAUGUGACAAGAGUUUCAAAAAGAAAAUUAAUUGGGUAAAGCAUCAGCGUACCCACACUGUGCGGAAACCACAUAAGUGCCUCACAUGCAGCAAGGGUUUUAGAAAUACAAGAGAUCUUGCAAUGCAUCAGCGUACACACACUGAAGAGAAACAGCUUCAGAUGGAAGCAUCCCAGAUUGAUCAUACAUUAAAUGCUCAAGAAGUGACACAAGAACCAAACCAAGAAACAAUCACUAAAGAUGUACCACAAAAUGACAUUUCACAGUCUUUAUUAGGAGAACUUUUUGAAAAUUCAACAAAGCAGGAUAGUGUUACUGAAGCUGGACAGCAAAACAAAAGUUCACAGUCUUCCAUAGACGUUCUUGUAAACACAACAAAUAAGAACACUGUUACUGAAGAUAAAUCACAAAAUAAAAUGUCACAGUCUUUGUUGGAAGAAAUUUUUGGAAACCCACCAAAGUAGGAUGCUGUAACUGAAGAUACAGCACGUAACAUUUCACAGUCUUCGUAGGGAGAAUAUUUGGAAAACCCAACAAAGCAGGAUACUGUUACUGAAUAUACACCACUCAGCAGAAUUUCAGUCUUUAUCGGGAGAUUUUUUUUGAAAACCCAGAAAUGGUUAUACAAAGGGAGAACGAUUAAAAGGUAAACUUUCAGCUAAGAAGAAAAUACUCUCAGGAAAGACUUGACUGAGCUCAAAGAAAUGGUGGAUAUGAUUGUGGGGUUGGCAUAAUAGUUAAGUGUUUUCCUCACAGACACAAGAUACAGGGUUAGAUUCUCUCAUUUGAAAGGGAAAUUGGCUAGGCUUAAAUUGGCAAGGGCAGCUACCCUAGUAUUAACCUAUGAACUUAUGGAUAUAGUCAUAUGUAUUACAGCAAGUGACUACAGCAAGCAUGUGAUGCACAUGAAGUUAGAAGAGCAAUAAAACAGAUGAAAAAAGUAUUAGAAUCAUGAAGGGAGAGCCAUGUGGCUUAAAAGAUUUACAGACUACGUUACUGUACAAGUCAACUAAUAAAAAUAAAGUUGUAACAGGAAAGAUCAGAGUCAUAAAUGAAAAUAAAGGAACAAGAAGACUGGCAGCAGUGGAAUACUGGUUAGAGAAAACUAUAAAACGCUUUUGAAAGGCGGUUUCAUUACCUGAAUAAUGUUGAAAUGAAAACAGGUGACAAUUCUUAGAAAGAUAGGUGGGAUAAAGAAACACACAGUAUUAAAAAGGUGAACACUUGACAAUUUGUAUUAUAUCAUUUGUGAUAACAAAUUAAAAAUCUCAGCAUGGGAAGAAGAAUUCAGGUAUUUAGAAAAAAAGUAAGGAAAAUGCAAAAUAAGCACAUUAUCAGUGAGCCAAAGAAGUAUAUAUCAACCUGAGAAAGAAAACAAUAAUAGUAACUCCACGCAGAAUAGCUUACAGUAAUAAUACAUUUUGGAGAAGCAACUCUGAGGACAUCUGGAAAAUAUAAUAGAGAUGCAGAAAACAGGUGAAACAAAUAAUAGCAGGCCUAUAAUGAAAUAGUUACCAGCGAAGCAUAGACAAAGAUAGAAGCUUCCAGAUGAAAAACUCCCAGCUCUGGGUGUUGUACCCUACUUCUGGCUGAAGUAGUAAUUUCAUUGUUUUUGGAUAUAAGUGAAAACUAUCUUUAUUACACACCAUGAGCUAUUACCAGUUUUGUUAGCACUGGAAAAACUGUACUGUUUCUUAAAACUGAACCUUCUAGUUGUGCUAAAAAUUGUCUAUUAUUAACUUGCCUUCUGGUGAUGUAUAAAUUAUAUAUAGACAUUGA
Molecule: messenger RNA, 6649 nt
Organism: Protopterus annectens (West African lungfish)
Lineage: Eukaryota; Metazoa; Chordata; Ceratodontiformes; Protopteridae
Product: zinc finger protein 208-like
Exons: 4
Coding region: 112-5334 (1740 amino acids)
Biological process (GO): regulation of transcription by RNA polymerase II
Cellular component (GO): nucleus
Molecular function (GO): DNA-binding transcription factor activity, RNA polymerase II-specific; RNA polymerase II transcription regulatory region sequence-specific DNA binding
Source: RefSeq, a predicted model, not a curated record